This is a messenger RNA of Pieris macdunnoughi, 741 nucleotides long. Lineage: Eukaryota; Metazoa; Arthropoda; Insecta; Lepidoptera; Pieridae. The record is from the annotation of a GenBank genome assembly.
AUGCCGCGAUGCAGUAAACGCACGCGGGGUGCAGCAGCCGAUUUGCUGCCAGGUACUACGUCUCUUGAAGACCACCAUCACCACAAAAGGUCAAGGAACACAAGUUCUCGACGACAUUCCAAAACUGAAGAUAUAAGUUUUAGUCCUAAAAAAUGUUUAGUCUGGUUUAAAGAAUAUACCACAAUUGCAGAACCAGAUGUAUUAGGGCCUGAGGGUAUGGAAAAAUUUUGUGAAGAUUUAGGAGUGGAUCCAGAAAAUGUGGUAAUGUUGGUCAUUGCAUAUAAAAUGGGAGCUAAACAAAUGGGUUAUUUCACACAGGAAGAGUGGUUGAAAGGUUUAACAGAUCUACAAUGCGACAGCGUACUCAAAUUGCAGAGCAAAUUAGACCAUCUUCGAACUUUACUAAAUGACCCAUAUGUCUUCAAAUCAAUAUAUAGAUAUUCUUAUGAUUUUGCAAGGGAUAAAGACCAACGUUCCCUAGACACGAGUACGGCUCGUGCACUAUUAGGAGUACUUCUACCGCGUUGGCCUCUUCGCCUACCCCUCGCAGAGUUUCUGACUCACGGACGGCGGUACCGGGUCGUUAACCGGGACCAGUGGUGUAAUAUACUCGAGUUCAGCCGCACUGUUGACACGCACCUUACUGCUUAUGACGCGGAUGGAGCUUGGCCUGUAAUGUUAGAUGAAUUUGUGGAAUGGCUGAGAGCAGAACGUGGAGACGCAGCUAUGCACGCCAGCUGA